Molecule: messenger RNA, 860 nt
Organism: Daktulosphaira vitifoliae (grape phylloxera)
Lineage: Eukaryota; Metazoa; Arthropoda; Insecta; Hemiptera; Phylloxeridae
Product: inhibitor of apoptosis protein-like
Exons: 5
Coding region: 209-577 (122 amino acids)
Cellular component (GO): nucleus; cytoplasm
Source: RefSeq, a predicted model, not a curated record
UACACUAAUAAAUUUUUCAAAAAUUUAAGAGAGUCGUAGUAUUUUCACGCGUUGAAUGAAAUCUACAAAAAAAAAAUCAGACCAUGUGUGACUUUAACUAGCUUUAGUGUCCACACAAAAUUAAUUUGCUCAGUUUAAUCAUUCCACUGAUUGCGACUUACGCUGUUGUUUGGUUAUACGUUUAGUAUCAGUGUGUAUUUGAUCAAAAAUGGACAGUGAAAAUAAAACGUAUAAGGCGUAUGAAAAUCGUCUCAAUGAAAAUUCAGGAUAUGAUGUUUGUGGAAUUUACUGUUCGACGUCUUAUGACCAGCAGCCUAGAAUUAAACUCUCUAAACACAAAGAGUUUGCCGAUUAUAACAUUCGUUUAAAGACUUUUGAAAACUGUCCAAAAAAAUUGGAAUCAAAAAUAUCAACACUUUGUGAUGCUGGAUUUUUAUACAUAGGUAAUGGACAAAAUGAUCAAAUGUUAUGUUAUUGUUGCAGUCAAGGUUUGAAAGAUUGGGAUGAGGAAGACGAUCCAUGGGUAGAACAUGUACGUUGGUCUCCUAGCUGUACACAUAUAUUGUUAUGUCAUUAAAUAUAUUCAAAAACCCGAUCCAGUGUCUUUUUAAAGUAUAUUUCUGUUUUCGUGUAUUGAACCAAAAAAAUGGAACAAUUAAAACAAAAAAUGAAUAAUCAAGCCAAAGGCAUGGAAUACAUUAAAAUGUCUGACCUGGUAGAGAAUCAUGUCUAUCGAAUGGUUUCAAUGAAAAAUUUGACAACGAAAAAUGGUGUUGUGGUGGUGGCACGAAUACCCGACAACCGACAAGUUUUUGUCCCCAGAAUACAGUUGACGGACGAUGAAAUUAAAACGUACAACG